GAGAAGAAAGGAUUGUUAAAAAAAAAAAGUAGAAAUAUAAGAAAAGUAAAUUAAUUCCAAUUUGGGGUUAUUAUUUGUGAAAUUAGGGGUGGAGGAAGUGAAUUCAAUUGUUUCUUUUGCAAAAGAGAUCAAUAGUGAAAUUAAGGGCGAAGACGAAGACUAACCAGAAAAACAAUGGCGUUGAAGUUCUUGAACAAGAAAGGAUGGCACACGGGGAGUCUCAGGAACAUUGAGAACGUCUGGAAGGCUGAGCAGAAGCACGAUGCCGAGCAGAAGAAGUUGGAGGAGCUUCGCAAACAGAUUCACGAGGAGAGAGAGAGAUCCGAGUUUCGACAACUUCAGGAACAGGCCGGCCUCGUUCCUAAGCAGGAGAGAUUGGAGUUUCUUUACGAUUCGGGUUUAGCCGUAGGGAAAGCUAGCGCCUCUGAUGGUUUUAAAGCCCUUGAAGCCUUCCCUAAGCCCGACGAUGGACCUUCUUCUUCUACUGCUGCAGCCCCUAAGCAAGCGGAUUCUUCUUCAGCUGUGCCGGGAGCUUUGUUCGAAGACAAGCCUCAGUCUGCUAAUGAUGCUUGGAGAAAGCUACACUCCGAUCCUUUACUUAUGAUUCGACAGCGUGAGCAAGAGGCCUUGGCUCGAAUUAAGAACAACCCUGUUCAGAUGGCCAUGAUUCGCAAAUCAGUUGAAGGAAAGCACAAGAAAAAGUCUCAUGAAGAAAAGGAAGAUAGAAAGAAGCAGCGACAUAGUAGCUCAAAGCAUCGGCAUUCAUCCUCCUCCAAGUCUGAAGAGGAAAAGACAAAGAAUAGUCAUAGGAAGAGUUCAAAUUACGAUAAAUACUCAGAUUCUGAAGAUGAACCACAUAAGAAAGCAAGUCAUAGGAAGAGUUCAAAUUAUGAUAAGUAUUCAGAUUCAGAAGAUGAAUCACGUAGGAAAGCAAGUCAUAAGAAGAGUUCAAAUUAUGAUAAGUAUUCAGAAUCAGAAGAUGAAUUACAUAGGAAAUCAAGUCAUAAGAAGAGUUCAAAUCAUGAUAAGUAUUCUGAUUUAGAUGACAAAUCACGUAGGGAAGCAAGUCAUAGUGAGAAGAAUAGCUAUCGGAGUUCUAAGUACAGAGAGCAGUCACCUGAUGGCCAAUCCAGACGAGAAACUGUUAGAGAUGAUCAAUAUGCUGCCGAGAGAAAUCAUGAAAAGUCAGAUAAGGAAAGAUAUGUAGCUAAAGAUCGACAGGAGUCACACCAUAAGCGACGCAAUGCUGCUCCUAAAAUGUCGGAAGAAGAACGAGCUGCCAGGCUGCGUGAAAUGCAAAUGGAUGCCGAGUUACAUGAAGAGCAAAGAUGGAAACGGUUAAAGAAGGCUGACGACGACGACGCUCAGGAAGCUACUCGGGCUGCCAUAAUUAAGGGCAAAAAUUUCUUGGAUGAGGCUCAAAAAAGCGUAUAUGGUACUGAGAAGGGGGGUAGCAAAUCGAUUGCGGAAAGUGUUCGUCGUCGAACACAUUAUACUCAGGGUAGGUCCUUAGAAGGCAAUGCUUUCAGGCGCUGAUAACUGUAUUCCCAACUUUUAAGUUCAGGAUUUUCUCAGUGGUACCUAUUUCUGGCAUUCUUAGACCAGUUUAUGUUUAGUUGUAUUAUUGGUCAUAUGUACACUUUUAUGAAACCACCUUAAGGUGGAGUUUUACCUUAUUACUACAUGUGAAUUAUUUAUAUAAAAGAACAAGAAUUGUAAAACAUAUUGUAUCUCAUAUGUAAGUUGUUAACUCUUCAUGAUCA
Cannabis sativa is the source of this 1763-nucleotide messenger RNA. RefSeq lists its product as uncharacterized. The transcript has 4 exons. Bases 175 to 1536 code for a protein of 453 amino acids. NCBI's taxonomy places the organism in Eukaryota, Viridiplantae, Streptophyta, Magnoliopsida, Rosales, Cannabaceae. The record is from RefSeq and is a predicted model, not a curated record. Gene Ontology annotation, cellular component: U2-type spliceosomal complex. Gene Ontology annotation, biological process: mRNA splicing, via spliceosome.